UUUUGCCUUGAGCUUGGACACCCCUUGCUUUUCUCCAAAAGCAUUGAUUCACAUCUCUUUGCUUUUUCUUUUUCUAUUUCACAUAUUUUAUUUUAUUGAUUUAUUUUUUGCUUUUUAGUGUUCCCCAAAGCUUCUUUAUUAUCUAGAUUCUUUAACACCACAAUAGUAAUCCUUUAUUUAUUUAUUUAUUUUAUACAUUGAAGCUCUCUCUACUCAAGAUAUGUAAUUUUCUCUCCCUAAACACAACCAAACUCACCUAAAGCACUUCCAAGAUAGUGAUCAACUUCACAUAAAUAGUAUACCAUCAAAGAAGGCAAAAGAAAGAAGAAGAAAAUGGAUGAGUUUGAUUAUGAAGAACUUGAAGCAGCCACUGAGAACUUCUCUCCUUCUCGAAUCAUCGGCAAAGGAAGCCAUGGAUGUGUCUACAAAGGUGUCCUCAAAGAUGGCAAGCUCGUCGCGAUAAAGAAGCAAUCAUUAGGGCUUCAAAAGCUUCAAGACAACUCAAAGCUUGACAACGAAGAGCGCAUAUUGUCAUCUUUACCCCAAAACCCAUACCUCAUCAACCUUCUCGGAACAAGUAAGAAUUGUGCGAAGAGCAAGGUCCUCGUCAUGGAACACAUGCCUAAUGGUACUCUUUAUGACUUGCUUCAUGUGUCUCCAACUCCGCCACCAUGGCCUAAACGUGCCCGAGUGGCCAUUCAAGUGGCUAGGGCUGUGCAGUUCAUCCACGAGGCCAACCCUUUGAUUAUCCAUAGAGACAUCAAGUCUGCUAACAUCUUGUUCGACUCAAAUUGGAAUGCUAAAUUAGCAGAUUUUGGACUUGCUGUCAGGUUGGCCUCUGAGGAUGGUCAGCAGGUUGACUCAACUAAUUCGUUGAGUCGACCUGCUGGCACGAUGGGAUACUUAGACCCUUAUUACACCACUCCAUGCAAGCUGAGCACUAAAAAUGACGUGUUUAGCUUCGGGGUGGUGUUACUUGAGAUCAUCAGUUGUACGAAAGCGAUCGAUGUUUCUAGGGUUCCAGCUUCCAUGGUGGAGUGGGCAUUGCCAUUGAUUGAAGAGGAUAGGAUGGUGGAGAUUUGUGACAAGAGGGUUGCUUUGCCUUUCUACAUGGAAGGCCCCGUGCGACACAUGCUACACAUCGCAUCACUUUGUGUGUCCUCUAGAGAAGAUCACCGGCCAUCGAUGCGAGAAAUCGUUAUGGUGAUGGAUCACAGUUUCGUUGAACGUGAUCGCUUCCCUCUCUGGAUCAAUAUUUUGGGUAGUAUUUUGAAAAGACAACAAAAAACGACUGCGAAGCCCAAAAACACUAUCGCUGCUGCCUCUAUCACCGCCGCGACACCACCACAUGAAGCAAACUGUCAUGGUGAGUUGUCAAGAGGGAAGAUUUUAUUGUUGAGAGAUGUUUUGGCUGACAUUACAUUGAAAUGACUGAAGAGGGUGUUUGUUUUGACUGAGUCAUUUGACCACAACUCGGCUGAGUUGGGCAACUUGGACAGGUCAAUGGACAGGUUCUGGUCCCUCCCUCACUCACAUUAUGAAAAAGAAAUAGGAGUUGAAGCCUGGAGGAGAGCAUGGAGUUCCAGACACAAGAUUCCUAAAAAGUUGGUGGGCUGUGGGAAUAUGAGAAAGCUUUGUGAUGCCCUGUCAUAAGUGUUAUUCGUUUUCUUGAUUGUUACAAGUCACUAGCUAACCCUAUAUUUCAGGGGGGGUCCUUGUGGGUGGUGCCCCUAGAUUCAUCAUACAUUUGUAUUCAUGAUCAUCAAAAUGUAUUAUAUAUUGUGAACUUUUUAUCCAUCUAAUUAAUUACACCAUGAUGAUUCGAUAUGGUAAUUAAAAA
Molecule: messenger RNA, 1840 nt
Organism: Camellia sinensis
Lineage: Eukaryota; Viridiplantae; Streptophyta; Magnoliopsida; Ericales; Theaceae
Product: serine/threonine-protein kinase-like protein At5g23170
Biological process (GO): protein phosphorylation
Molecular function (GO): protein kinase activity; ATP binding
Source: RefSeq, a predicted model, not a curated record